Messenger RNA from Diutina rugosa, 3039 nucleotides. It is a transcript of the gene ZCF20, whose product is annotated as Zcf20p. Lineage: Eukaryota; Fungi; Ascomycota; Pichiomycetes; Serinales; Debaryomycetaceae. Gene Ontology annotation, molecular function: RNA polymerase II cis-regulatory region sequence-specific DNA binding; zinc ion binding; DNA-binding transcription activator activity, RNA polymerase II-specific. The transcript has a single exon. Gene Ontology annotation, cellular component: nucleus. The record is from RefSeq and is a predicted model, not a curated record. Gene Ontology annotation, biological process: regulation of transcription by RNA polymerase II. The coding region runs from base 1 to 3039 and encodes 1012 amino acids.
AUGGGGGCCUCCAAUAUCACCAUCCAGAUGACAUCGCCCGAGAACAAGCCUAAGCGUCGCCGGGUGCCCGUGCUGUGCCUCGUGUGCAAGAAGCGCAAAGUCAGAUGCGAUAAGGGCAGGCCCGCGUGUGGAGGCUGUAAACGUAACGGCGCCGCCCAUCUCUGCGAGUACGUCGAACCGCCCUGGGUUAAGGACAUCCGCCAUCCCGAGGCUACUACCAACCCCACUACUUCCACCACCGUGGUGGAAGAGCUGGCGGAGUACUUGGAGCUUAAACGAGCGCUGGACGCGAUGCUUGCGGCUCAGAAACGGGAGAUUGGCGAGCUCAAAUGCCAACUCGCCCAGCUCAAACAGGCUUCCGCACAACCCAUACCAUCAGCCCCGACUCCUGCUGCUGCUGCUGCUGCGACCCCGCUGACCCCGCUCACCGUGCUCAAUAAGCUUCGGCCGCUACUGGCAAAGCUGCGCGACUCCUUUGAAGUGCUGACGGAACACAACUUGCUUGUUGUCCCAGUUAACUACAAGAAGUACUUUGUCGACGUAUUCUCAUGGAUGAAUGUGGUGAAAGUCGACCCCAAGCUCACCCACAUGUGGGUCAAACUCACCCAGUACCAGCGCUUGUACCAUCUGUUCAAGACCAAGCAGCAGCAACACCGGUUGGCCCUUAACAAUGGUGGCGCCGAACCGGUAGCGGCCCCGGUGGCACGCCCUCUGGGAGGGCCGAUGCUGGCCCAGCUGCUGCUUCUUAGUCGCUGUCCCGUACUCCACGACAUCGAUGGCCUCCCGCCACUGCCGCUGCAGCUGCCGGUGGUGAAAGUUGAACCGACGCUACCGAUUGCGACUACUGACAUCGAGACUCAGCUUCAGCAGAUGCGUGUGGCCUUGCGAAACAUUUGGGGGCUGAUGCUGAUUGUGGGCCAAAAAAGUUUGAGCGACAAACAGCUUUCGUUCUUGAUGGAUUUCUAUUUUUUGGACCUGAUAUUCCAGUUUGAACUGCGGGAUCUACUUAGUUUCUAUCGCCUGGAGAUGAUCUCUGUCAUUCGGGUCCAAGAAGGUCGAGUGACUUUUGAUUGUAUGGGCCUUCAGUCGAUGACAAGUGCGGAAAGGCUUCGAAUGAUUAUGACUAAGGGUGCUUACGUGGCGAUGAUUACGAUGAUUGUCGACGCACUGACCCUGUUUUUAACUCAAUACUCCCGUCAGAACCCCAAUGAAAUAUUGCUGCAUCAAUUCAUUCAGCUCUUUGGCGCCGACGUCGUCAACCAUCCGAAGCCUCUGACUGAUCUUAGUGAGCUUAUGGACUUGUUUGUGAACUACUACCGCGAUAGCAAACACCUGCCUACCCUCGGGUUCAUUGUGACCGUGUUAGCGUGGAUUAAUCGCGAAAUCACUCAUGGUGUCCACACUCAUCAUUUGGACGGCAACUACAAGUACAAGUUCACUCGCAUUUUUACGCUGUUUUUCAACUUGUUGCUUGACGAGGACGCUGCCAUUGCCGUAUGGAAAGAUCCCCGCAUGGUCCAGUUUGGCCAACUGACGCUGGGACAACGCACCAAUGAUGAACUUCGUGGCCACGUCAGUCACAUGUGGGCAGAGAUGGUGCGGCUUGUCAAUCUUGUCAACUUCCGCAUUCUACCAUUAAUUGCCGGGCUGGAAACCUUGGACCAACUACUUAAUAAGCUUUACAUCAAGAUCGAGGAAGCCGACGACGGCCAGUGUCACCUCAACUAUCUUAGCCAAACGAACAACUUGGCCAAGUAUGCCCAUCUCAGUCUUGAUUUGCGCAUUCACUACCAUAUUGCUCGGAUGUUUUACACUAUAAAUCGUGGUAUCACCAAUUUAAGUGAGCCGCGGCUCACCAUGGCGAUGGUGGAGGAACUUGUAAAUGCAAGUUAUGCCCUUUUGGAUGGUCCUGAGGUGCAAUCGGUCCUGCGACUGCUGCGCCGGUUUGAGAUGAACGUCAUGCUCCAAUACACUCUGUUGUUCCUCACUUUCCUUAUGAUGCUUCAGAGUGAAGAAUUGCUGAACCGGGCAUGGUUGGAGGUGGUGGUGCCGCAAGUGGUCCUUCGCUCUCAAAGAUUACUCAGCUACUUCCAUACUACUAUCACUGCAGAGCCCGAGCAUACCAUCCACCAAUACAUCUUGAAGGCGACAGCAGUGUGUGUGUUACGCUCAAUUGAAAUUCAGUUCGGCCUUCUACUUCGCAUGGAUCCCAACGAAAAGGCUAAACAAGCUGAUAUCGUUCACGAAGUGAUGGUCAGCCGCGGGCUUGAGCCGAAGGUGCGCCACACUCUGGAAGUGAUUGACGAAGUGUUGACUGUACUUGAAUGCGAGGCUCCGGAUGCGCUGGAUAUGGUCACUCGCAUGCGUAAGCAAUGGAGCUGUGUGCUGACGGCAGCCCUGCUGACGACCAAUUACGCCAUGAUCCAUCGCAACUUGCCGGAGUUUGCGCAAAUGCAACGCCCACUGUCAUCGUCAUCAUCAUCAGGGUCACAGCUGGGGUGCCCUGUACUCGUUAAACGACUGGAUCUGGCUAAGGAUUUGCUUGGAAGUUCUGGAUCUGGCUACCGCAAGUGUCCCAUCAGUCAUAUUACUACUCCCGUCGAUAAUAGCCUCGAAACCCCGAAAAUUCUGGGGGUUUUGGAGCACCAGCUGUUGACUGCAGUCAAGGAGAGCGAGCUCGAGGUUCAAUCGGCCAACCGCAAGCGUAAGUGUCCGUUUGACCACACGCUGAUGGGUUCGACGUCGGCUUCGGGGCAAUACCUCUAUAACCCAUUGGAGAGCAAUAUCCGUUCAGGAGCAUCCGCGUCGCCGCUGGUACCGGUAGAACAUGCUCUAGCUACGCCUAGACAGCCGGCAGCUGUACCUAUGCCGUCGCAAGUACAGGUCCCGCCAAUGCCUAACCCUUUCGACGAAGGGUUAUCGCCAGACUUUGCCGAUUUUGGCUUCGGACUUGAUUUUGAUACGCUUCAGCUCGAUAUGUUUGCCGCUGCUCCUGACUUUGGCCCUUCGUUUGAUGAACCUUUUGAGCAGACCAUUUGA